Molecule: messenger RNA, 830 nt
Organism: Bursaphelenchus okinawaensis
Lineage: Eukaryota; Metazoa; Nematoda; Chromadorea; Rhabditida; Aphelenchoididae
Source: the annotation of a GenBank genome assembly
AUGGGCAGGGGCAUGGGCAGGGGCAUGGGCAUGGGCAUGGGCAUGGGCAUGGGCAUGGGCAUGGGCAUGGGCAUGGGCAUGGGCAUGGGCAUGGGCAUGGGCAUGGGCAUGGGCAUGGGCAUGGGCAUGGGCAUGGGCAUGGGCAUGGGCAUGGGCAUGGGCAUGGGCAUGGGCAUGGGCAUGGGCAUGGGCAUGGGCAGGGGUAAAAAAAGCGGGUUUGCCUUCUUUUGGGCUAAAAAAGGCGGGUUAGGCUUGUGUUGGGCUAAAAAUGGCGUGUUAGGCUUAUGUUGGGCUAGAAAAGGCAGGUUAGGCUUGUUUUGGGCUAAAAAAGGCAGGGUAAUAUUUUUUCAGCAAACUAUAAAAAUAAUUUAAUAAGACAAAAAUAUUUUAAAAUUUUUUCCAAGAAUAUUCAAUACGGUGCAAUGGUCAUAAUCAAUCAAUUUUAAAAAUUUAUAAAUUUUUCUAUACACACAACCCCGCAAAAUAUCCUGCCACGAAAACAAAUAAGCGCUAAUUUAUUUGGCAUUCUGUUUCUCUGCCGUUUCAAUUUCCAAACGGACCGAACGUGAAGAAGCAAAAACUCCCAAAAAAAGUUUUAUUUGUCCGACUGCGCCCGACCUGCGCCUUAUUUAAAUUCAAUUUAUACGUGGUAAAGAAAAACGAAAUUUUGUUUUGAUAUUUAAUUAAACAUUUAUUUAUUUAUCUUUUCAGAUUUAGCAUUAACAGUUUUAAUGGUAUUGGCGUUGGUCUUCUUUUUUUUGGACGGUGCGUAUUCAAUGCUGAUGACACAAAACGUGAUCCACAGCAUGCCAAGAAUGCAAGGGAUGUAG